UCCUGGUAGAAAAAUGGAAAUGCUACAACUUAUGUGGAAUAAUGGCAACACUCGUCAGUUGCGUGCGUGCGAACGAGUUGAGCUGUUGUGUGGCAGUUCGCGUACUUUCAACAAAUUGACUUUCAACGCCUCGCUAUCUUCGCGUAGGCGUACACACACGAAGCAGAGACGGCAGCGGGCGGCGACAGCGGCACGCUCGCGGGAGACAGCACCGGCAGCAAGACGGACAGCGCGCGGCAACCGGGGCCCGCGCGCAUCGCCUCGGGGCGGACGCCAGUCCCCCCGCGGCGACGCUGGGUCCCGCCCUCAUCACUCAGACAUCACGACGUGCCCGACGGAGAUGCCAAGUACGACAUCAUAUUCCGCAAGGUAUGAUGCAUCCAGCUCCUUCCUCAGGUAUCCAACUCUCCUCAUGCUUUCUGACCGGCCGUCCUCUGUGUAG
Bombyx mandarina (wild silkworm) is the source of this 442-nucleotide messenger RNA. It is a transcript of the gene NAT1, whose product is annotated as N-acetyltransferase 1. Gene Ontology annotation, molecular function: protein binding; translation initiation factor activity; mRNA binding. The record is from RefSeq and is a predicted model, not a curated record. Gene Ontology annotation, cellular component: eukaryotic translation initiation factor 4F complex. Lineage: Eukaryota; Metazoa; Arthropoda; Insecta; Lepidoptera; Bombycidae.